Diachasma alloeum is the source of this 2891-nucleotide messenger RNA. RefSeq lists its product as uncharacterized. Gene Ontology annotation, biological process: phosphatidylinositol phosphate biosynthetic process; protein ubiquitination; regulation of growth. The record is from RefSeq and is a predicted model, not a curated record. NCBI's taxonomy places the organism in Eukaryota, Metazoa, Arthropoda, Insecta, Hymenoptera, Braconidae. Bases 110 to 1228 code for a protein of 372 amino acids. Gene Ontology annotation, molecular function: 1-phosphatidylinositol-3-kinase regulator activity. Gene Ontology annotation, cellular component: phosphatidylinositol 3-kinase complex. The transcript has 3 exons.
UGAAGUGCUUUUUAUUAUCUCCGUGAAGUGUUUUUUUUUUGUAUUCAUCAUUCGGGAGAAUCUGAUUGUGUGUCUGACGUUCGAUUAUUAGUGCAUUUGUCCGUGAAUUAUGACGAGUUCGAGUCAUGGGGAUGUGAAGCACGGAUCGAGGCUGAGAAAAAUGAAUACGAAGUAUUUCUCGUUCAAAUGGAAGACAGAGGCUGGGGAAAGUACCUCGGAGAGGAAUUCGGAGCAUUUGAGGAGCAGUGAGGAGGUUCUGGAUAACAGUGGGAGGAUUGGAUUCUUCAAGAGUUUUAAGAAGAAAUUGUCCAUCAAGAGGUUCUGCAAGUCCAAGAGAAAGAUCAACACUGCAGAAUUGAGUAGAGUGGAUGGUGGUGGUUGUAGCGAGAGACCACUGUCCCCAGCUGAUGCAAAAUAUGAUACUGAAGUCAAGGAACGAGUGGGAAUGCCCAGUGAUGUUACAGAGAGGUCAAGAGCCUCGAAAAAUCAUUGCUCGAGUGAUUCUCUGCACAGAACAAGUGACAACUGCAGGGCUGAGGGGAAUAAUGAGCAGAGGAGUUGUAAAUCAUCGGGGAGGGCGAAUUUAAAUAGUGGGGAGGGCUCCUCUGACACGAGACUGAGUCAGCCGGGGUCACAGGGGACAGAGGGUGACUGUGGAGGUGCUGGAGGUGGUGCCAAUACUGGGGAAAAUGUGGAGAUGGUGGACGAGGGGGAGAAGGGAAAUUUAUCCAAUCUCUCGCAGGAGUUGUUGAAGCUCAGUAAAUACGGAUGGUACUGGGGACCUAUUUCUGGGGAUGAGGCUGAUGCCAAGCUGCAGGCUGAACCUGAUGGGGCUUUUUUGAUCAGGGACUCCUCAGACGACAGAUAUCUCCUCACGUUGAGCUUCAAAUCAGCUGGAAAACUGCUCCACGCUCGUGUAGAACACAGUGGAGGCAUGUUCUCCCUCUGCAAUCAAGGGGACAACGGUCGUUUCACCUCAGUACCAGCUUUGAUCGAUCACUCUAUGAAUUUCAGCAAAUCCGCUGUUUUCUGCUACUCGAGGCCUCGUUACCCCGGAUAUCCUGCCUUUCCUGUACGUUUAACAAAGCCUGUAAGUCGUUUCACACAAGUCAGGAGUCUGCAGUAUCUAUGUAGAUUUGUCAUUAGACAAAAUACACGUCUUGACAAUAUUCAUAAGCUUCCUCUGCCAAACACUAUUAAGGGAUACAUCGAAGAGGCACAUUAUUGAUUUUCCAAUGAAUCUAUAGACUGUUUUAUGAGAUAUAAUAUUGUUAUCAUUAAUAUUGCAUUUGCAAUUCAAUGUUGCUGAACAAAAUUUAUCUAGAAAUUGUUGGGUAACAAUUAUUUUUUAGUAAGGAGAUCUGAGUUGGACGAAAUUGUGAGAAUUGUAUUAAUUUUUUUAUCUUUAUUUUUUUGCUUCACUGAACAUUUUUCAUUUUAAUCAUUGAGUAGUUCAAUAUUUUAAGCAAUAUUUCUACAGAAAAUAUCUUGACGUAGUGAAUCGUCUCUUUGUUUUUUAACUUCCCUAUGGAAUUGGAAUUUCACUGUAGUUAAAAUCGUGAACUUAAUGCUCAGAUCCCCUCAACUCCAAAAAACCUUUCAUACAAGAGGAAAAUAUCGAACCAGAGUUUAAAAAACAAUUAAUUGAUGUACAUAAAAAUGAAAUUAUUUUCAAACUCAUUGCUAUACCUCUGGCAUCUAUAGAAGUUUGUAAACUAUAUUUCAGAAGAUUUUAAGGGGACAACUAAAAUGGUGAAACUACACAAAUUAAUUCACCUCACAAUUUAUCACUAGAAAAAUAGAGAAAUUAUUCUGAAAAUCUUUUUUGUACGGAAAUGAAUGAGACCUAAAAACAAUCUUUUUAAAAAUUCUGUCAUUCCCAGUUGUAAAAAAAAUUAUUGAGUAUUUGACUUUUUUAAUCAAUAUUUUUGCAAUCAGAAAUGAGGGUUUUGCAAAUUAGGAAUUUACUUUUCUAUAAAAAAUAUCCUUUGAAAUGCUAAAUUGUCUCUUUGUUUCACUAUUACAUUAUCUAACUUUUCUAUAGAAUUAAAGUUUCACUCCAAAAAAACUUUCACACAAGAGAAAAAUAUUAGAUCAGAAUUUAAAGACCAAUUAAUGAAGGAAUUAAUUAAUUAAUUAAUUAAUUGAUGCACAUAAAUAUGGAAUUAUUUUGAAAUUCAUUGCUACAUCUCUGGCAUUUCCAGAACUUCGUAAACUAUAUUUCAGUAGAUUUUAUGACACUUCGACAUAAUUAUCUAGUGCAUCCAUGAAGGCAACUCAAAUGGUGAUACGAGACAAAUUAAUUCACUUCAUAAUUUAUCUCCAGAGAGAUAGGGGAAUUAUUCUGGAACUCUUUCUUUUGUGGAAAUGAAUGAGACGCAAAACUCCUCUUUUUAAAAAGUUUGUCUACAUUAUAUUUUCAGAUAUUUACAUGAAAAAAAAAUUGAGUAGAAUUGAUUCAUCUCGUCCACCAUCCAAUUACUGAAUGGUUCUAAUUACUAAAAUAAUUACUUUAAAUUUAAGACUGAAACGCCAAAAUGAAGGAAACACCACUGCAUUCAAUCUUUCCUGAUUCUUAAUCUGAAAAGCUCAAAUUUUUUGCAUUUUUCUUCAAAAAAAUAUUGCAACGAAUAGUUCUACUAAAAAUUUAGACAAUAAUUUGGACUAUAAAAUUGUUUACUCCUCUGGAAGAAUGAUAAUUAGCUUUAAUUGAAAAUAUUGUUUAUUUUCCAAGAAAGAAAUUGACAACUUGAAUUUUUUACUAUCCUCAUUUUUAAUUAUAAAUAACUACAUAGUUAUGUAAAUACUGCGAUGCAUUUGGUAUAUUUUCACCUAUUCCAAUUCAUCCCGAGUAUAUUUCGUGCCUAAAAGAAUAAAUAAAUGAUAUUAAA